This is a messenger RNA of Mytilinidion resinicola, 1360 nucleotides long. Its product is annotated as A1pp-domain-containing protein. The coding region runs from base 161 to 1150 and encodes 329 amino acids. The transcript is spliced from 2 exons. The record is from RefSeq and is a predicted model, not a curated record. NCBI's taxonomy places the organism in Eukaryota, Fungi, Ascomycota, Dothideomycetes, Mytilinidiales, Mytilinidiaceae.
CGAAGAGUGAAUUGAGGUGAGGUAUCGAUGGCGGGGACCGACCCUGCCGUUGUACCUGACGUGGCGCUUAUGUCGGGUCACGUGAGGAGAGCGGUGCAAACAUACUUCGACAUUCAGCCCUACCACUGCCUGGCACCUGGCUUUCACUCUCCCACUCUCUAUGCGACCGACUUGCUUCCUUCUAAGCUCCAACAUACGGCUCCUCUACAAAGCCUCACUGGUCCGCACGCACUCACUCGCGCAAACCUACCGCGUCUUCUACCGCACCAUGGAGCGCCCCGAACCUCUCCCCCUCUCAGAAAUCCCCACCCUGUCUCUCCUCUACAAGCUCAAGAAGCUCGCCGCGGACCCCGACGCCGACAGUGCAGAGCUUCCAGCGCCCUCUGCUACCUUCAACGACAAGAUUUCCGUCAUCCGCCAUGACAUCACUCUACUCGCAAUCGACAGCAUCGUCAACGCCGCCAACGAAUCGCUAAUGGGCGGGGGUGGUGUUGAUGGUGCAAUUCACUGUGCCGCGGGGCCGGAUCUCCUAGACGAGUGCGAGACCCUCGACGGCUGCCCGACUGGCUAUGCCAAAAUCACAGACGGCUACGAGCUACCAGCGAAGAAGGUGAUCCACGCCGUAGGGCCGCGAUACUGGGCAUCAAAGAGGGAAGGAGCUGCUGAGGAGCUGCUGGCAGGAUGCUACUGGCGCAGCUUAGAGCUCGCAGUGGAGAACGACUUGAAGAGCAUAGCGUUCAGCGCGUUGAGCACAGGCGUAUACGGCUAUCCGAGUGGGGAGGCCAGUGAGGUUGCGCUAGCUACUGUGCGGAAAUUCUUGGACGAGGGCAAAGGGGACAGUUUGGAGCGCGUCAUCUUCUGCAACUUCAUGGAGAAGGACGAGAAGGCCUACUUGGCCAAUAUCCCUCUCGUGUUUCCCCCAGUCGUCCCGGAAGAGAAGCAGGAAGAUACCGAGAAGACAAUAGAGGAUACCGACUUAGCUUCAAAGCUGCCAGAUGCUCCCACAACCGAGCCUGCGGAGGAGGGAGAGCCAGAGCCAAAAAAACAGAAGGUGUCUUCUGAUUCCGCCGUAGCGCCUGUUUCCAAGGAAGCUGCCGAGACAGCGAGCGAAGCAACAUCGAAGACCGGCGAUGCGGACAGCAAAACAUGAUUCAAGUUUUUAUUCAAUCAGAAACGUCCGACCAAGUAGGGGAUGAAUGAAGAUACCCAAAGCAUUGUCAAAUUGCACACUAGGUAACGAAACUUUCCUUGCGGACACGGUUUCAUUGAUAAUAUGUCUUUAUGAAGGCGGGCUAAGUGUUGUACAUAACUCCCAAUCAUGAAUUUUUUUUAGAUGGUGUGUAUAUGACACUGCCAGGCA